Molecule: messenger RNA, 1528 nt
Organism: Hyalella azteca
Lineage: Eukaryota; Metazoa; Arthropoda; Malacostraca; Amphipoda; Hyalellidae
Product: xylose isomerase-like
Exons: 7
Coding region: 117-1337 (406 amino acids)
Biological process (GO): carbohydrate metabolic process
Molecular function (GO): xylose isomerase activity
Source: RefSeq, a predicted model, not a curated record
ACAGCUGGCACGAGGCCGCGGCCAUCCCUGCAACGCUGGUUAUCAACAGAAACAUUGCUUCGAACACGUGACCAAAAGUCGCCACGCUGCCUCGCCGUCGGCCAGUCUCGCAGAAAAUGUCUUCCAAGUUCACCUUGGACAAUGGCAAAGUUGAAUACCGGCCCAAUGCAGGUGCAGAGGAGACGCAAGUCUACCGCUACUACAACGCGUCCGAGAACCUGCACGGCAAAACCAUGGAGGAGUGGCUUCGCUUCUCCGUGUGCUGCUUCAACGCCUUCAGGUAUCAAGGGUCCGACGACUACUACGGGGACUGGGCCCACGUGCGGCCUUGGGACGACAGGUCCCGACACCUCGACAACUACAAGCGUCGUCUGCAAGCCGCUGUAGACCUCGCCAGCAAGUUGGGCAUCAAGUAUUAUUCCGUGUCGGACCGAGACUUGUGCCCAGACUACGACGAUUUCGAGGAAACAUCCCGCGCGUUGGACGACAUGACGGUCUUUGCGUUGGAACUACAAAAACAGCAUAACGUCAAGCCGCUCUACUUCGGUUGCGAUCUCUUCACGCACCCGCGCUACAUGAAUGGCGCCUCGACCAGCCCAGACGCUUUGGUCUUUGCCUACGCAUCGGCCCAGCUCAAGCGAGGACUCGAGGCUGCGAAGAAACUUGGCACCGAAAACUUUGUGUUCUUUCACCCAAGAGACGGUUACCAAAGCCUAAUUCAACGGCAAGUCUUCAAGGACUUGUCGCAUUUGGCGCAGUUUUAUAAGAUGGCCGUGCAGUACAAGGAAAAAAUCGGAUACCGAGGGCAGUUCCUCAUCCAACCCAAGCCCUUUGAUCCGCGACGAUGUCAGUACGAGAGUGACGCUGCCUCCACGCUGCACAUCCUCAGGCACUUCAACUUGGACAAACACUUCAAGCUCUACAUCAAACCAGGCUGGUCACGCAUGCUGGGCAGGAAAUAUGAGCACGACGUGUACUAUGCUUCAGCCUUUAAAGCGCUUGGCGCCGUCGAUGCGUCCGACAACUGGCCGGAGGUCAACGGGGCUGCAGACGUUUGUCCUUACAACGUCCGUGACGCGACCUACGUCAUGAAGUGCGUCGUUGAGCAGGGCGGGCUACAGCCUGGCGGACUGAACCUCGGUUUCCGCACUCGCCGUGAGGCCGCUGAGCCGCAAGACCAGCUCGACAGCCACGUACUCGCCAUCGACACCUUCGCUAGGGCGUUACGCGCGGCUGUCGCUACCGCCAAAGACGGGCUUUUCGCGCGUAACUUGAAAGAGCGCUACAGUUCGUACAAUCUUCCCGUUACAUUAGUCAAUUGUUCUCUCCCAUUGUAGCGCUACAGUUCGUAUAAUCUUCCCGUUACAUUAGUCAAUUGUUCUCUCCCAUUGUAGCGCUACAGUUCGUAUAAUCUUCCCGUUACAUUAGUCAAUUGUUCUCUCCCAUUGUAGCGCUACAGUUCGUACAAUCUUCCCGUUACAUUAGUCAAUUGUUCUCUCCCAUUGUAGCGCUACAGUUCGUAUAAUCU